AUGAGCAGCGAAGAUUCAGAACCUGGGGCGAGCCUAGCCUACGGUGAAGAUCACGAACUGCUGGAGAGUGACGGCUCUUCUCCCGAAUCAGAUGAACACCUAAACCUGCCAAAAUGGGUACAUAUAACGCGGGAAAGCCUCGUCAAGCACUACUUUGGGUUGCUAUGUCGCGUUACUCAUGAAGUAUGGGAGCAUCAUCUCACUUCCAAGAUAUUAUACAUGACCCUAGCGUCUAUGUUUGCUUUGGCAACCUUCUUGUUGGGGAAGAAUUUUGAUUCAAUAUCGUCUGGUACAGAUCAAGCUCCGGUCUCACCAUUUAGCGGUGCCUUUGCAAGGUUCCCGCGUGUGAAUGACUUGCCCUCAAGACAACGUCGGAUUACUCUGGUCGGCGUGUGGGAAGACGACUAUUUCGCACCAUAUCUACGCCACUUUUACUAUACCGUCCAGAAGAAUGCCGACUCGGUGGAUCUUUUGCUUAUCAACAGGAUAAAGACCCCAGGCAAACCGUGCCUGGACUUUGACAAGGCCAGGGUCAACAUUACUUGGGGGAGCAACAUCAAAGUCGUUUGCAUGAGCGACGAGGAAUAUCUUCGUCGUCACGUGGAUUUCAUGUGCUCGCAAACAUUCGGAUGGGGCUGCAAUGAAACUGAGUAUGCUGAAGUCACCAAGGAGUGGUCCAACCGUCAGGAUUACCGCAACUACGAAUGGCGGCCUUUUCUCGGAUAUAUCUUGAAGGACCUGUUCCAGAGCCCGCACAAUCCAUUCUGGGCGUGGGUGGACCAGGAUCAGCUCUUGGGCAACUUCGCACGAUAUCCAUUCAAUAUUCUGUCGCAGCUCUCACUAGUCACUGGGCGAGAACGGAUGCCUGAGACACUUUUCAUGGCGGGACAGCUCACAGCUUUCAAUUUUGAUGACCUAGCUUUGGGAUCCGCCUGGAAGAGAUUCCCCGGCCUGAGAAGCCCGGCCCAUUUCACUCGGUAUACCGAUGGCAAAUUUCCCAAUUCGCCCGAGGAGCGAUACUGGAGUGAGGGCUACCUUCAGUCAGGACCCAACCACCCAGGCUCGGAGCUCUCUUGGGCGAUAUAUCCUGAUCUGCAUGGCGAUGACUUCUUCGAAGGCAAAUGGGGGAAGAGAAAUGCCAGUCAGACGCAUGUCAUAUCUGGCCGUGAGGUAUUGCAAUUGGAUAGGGCGUUCACGAGAGAGGAGAUUGAACAGCUGAUCUCAACGGAGAGGCACUCUCCCAUCGACAAUCUAGGCGGCAUUGGGUGGACUGGAGGGGAGGAUGGUUCCGCAUAUUUGAUCAGUCGGCCAGGUCUCAACCCUAAGGAAGCCAAAGCUCUCGCUGUGAAAGAUACUCAAGGCAAGGAUGGCAACAUGCCCGUCCAUACAGGCAUUGUCGACGUUCAGCUCAUAUCCACCAACUGUACAGGCGAACCCAAGUUCGUCACACAAUGCAUUGACCUCCAUCCCUUGGCGAGAACGGAACCUCCAAUCUACAGACAAAGUGUGGUGCGUCUGAAGGAACAGCAGCCGAUGCAUGUGCUCCGACGGCUGGAGCUGGAUGAUAGGCCCAGGGGCUACGAGCGGAAACUGCUCGUUCACCAUCUGACCACGCUCUCGAGAGGGAACCCAUGGUUCGAGCUCCCGCCGUUCGAUAUCGCUGAUGAUUUGGUGUUAAUGUGCAACAACGAUGCCGUGCAGGUCUUCAAGAUGGGUGAAAAUCGCGACAAAACUCUCUUUUAUCGGGCGGAAGGGGAAGACAAAAUUGGCUGA
Messenger RNA from Fonsecaea multimorphosa CBS 102226, 1773 nucleotides. RefSeq lists its product as uncharacterized. Lineage: Eukaryota; Fungi; Ascomycota; Eurotiomycetes; Chaetothyriales; Herpotrichiellaceae. The record is from RefSeq and is a predicted model, not a curated record. The coding region runs from base 1 to 1773 and encodes 590 amino acids. The transcript has 2 exons.